AAAUAACACAAACUUAACCUAAAAUAUAAAAUGUUUUUGUUUAUAACAAUUUAAAAAGAUGUUGCAAAAUUGGAACGUUAGGCAGAUCGUGGUCGUCUGUGUUUUUAACGCCCUUCUGUAUUAUUUCUUCGGCGAUCUAUCACAUGGUUUAAUCGCCUCGAUAUUUUACAAAUCGGCCGUGAACAACAAAUCGGAGAGAUUGUAUACAAAAACCGAAUUACAACAGUUUAACGGAGAAAACAACCCGGAAUUGUACUUGUCCAUUUUGGGGAUAGUUUACGACGUGUCAAAGGGUAAAAAACACUAUGGAAAAGGGGAGACCUAUCAUUAUUUUGUUGGGAGGGAUGCUUCAAGGAGUUUUGUGACUGGAAAAUUCAAUGAUGAGGAAGAUAAUGAGUUAGUUGAUGAUUUUGGGUUUGAUGAACUUAAAUCAUUGCAACAUUGGAUUAAAUUCUAUAGAAAAGACUACAAAAGAGUUGGUAAAUUAAUUGGCAAAUACUAUGAUGAAAGUGGUAAAGCAACAAAGUAUAACAAACUAAUAAAAACACUUCUGAAAGACGCAGAAAAUCAAAAACAAAAUGAAGAUUUGGAAAAAAGAAAGUUUCCACCUUGUAAUGUUGAAUGGAAUGCUGAACAAGGAACAAGAUUUUGGUGUACUAAUAGAAGUGGAGGAGUUGAAAGAAAUUGGGCGGGAAAACCAAGGAAAUUAUAUGUAACUGGUGCUGAAAAUUACAGAUGUGCCUGCAUUUCAAGUGAAAACGAAAAACUGGGAAACAUUAAAGCAUUCGAAGGUUGCGACGAGAAUUCGGACAGCUGUUACGUUAAGGAUGUAAACUAAAACUAACUUUAAGUAUUAAUUAUUUAUUAUCAGCGUUGCAUAACGAAUAAAAGUAUUUUUGAACUA
This is a messenger RNA of Aethina tumida (small hive beetle), 904 nucleotides long. Its product is annotated as neuferricin homolog. The coding region runs from base 59 to 838 and encodes 259 amino acids. NCBI's taxonomy places the organism in Eukaryota, Metazoa, Arthropoda, Insecta, Coleoptera, Nitidulidae. Gene Ontology annotation, cellular component: membrane; endomembrane system. The transcript is spliced from 3 exons. The record is from RefSeq and is a predicted model, not a curated record.